Messenger RNA from Penicillium olsonii, 3753 nucleotides. Lineage: Eukaryota; Fungi; Ascomycota; Eurotiomycetes; Eurotiales; Aspergillaceae. The record is from the annotation of a GenBank genome assembly.
AUGAACGAUGGGAAUACCGAGAAUGACCAGAGGGAGCCUGAGCGACCAGAUCAGAACCAGUCCCCCGUGAAAAGGCCGUGGGUACCAUGGACUUUACGUCGCCCAUUCCUGUGCUCCCUGGCUGGGCUUUUCCUGCUCCUCGCCGUUGUGCUCGAAGUUCUCCGCCAAGUUUCAGAACGCAAACAUGGGUUGGUCCUCUACAAAACAGUGGAUGAGAUGCCGAAAAUCAUCUCGGGGCUCUACAUUUACCUCCCGGUGGCCGUGGCAGUACUCGCGGUGACGCUGUGGCAGUUUUGUGCCGCCGAUGCGCUGCGACUGGAGCCGUAUUUCCAGCUCGCGAGACCGGAGGGUGUCCCAGCGACGGCCCUCUUCACAAACUAUACCUUUCGCCCCGAUGCCAUGGCGCCGAUCGUCGCAGCACGCGAUCGACACUGGCUCGUUCUACUGAUCUCGAUUCUGUCCGUCAGCUUCCGAAUUGCGCUACCCUCCUUACUCUCAGGGCUCGUAGUGCUGACCGAGGCCAACUUGGAGCAAGCAUACACCGUUACCACGUGGCCAAAGUUGCUCGAUCAAGAAGGUCAGAAGGACUGGUUUACUGCUCAAUACAUCCGCCAAACCAAUGAUACAGUCAUACUCAAUUCCGAUGAGUUCUUUCUCUUUCGGUCCUUUGACUAUACCUCGCCAGCAGUCUCUAUGCCCAUCGAGGAAAACGAGACAUCGGUUUUAUCCCUGAAUCAGACUGUGUAUUGGAGCGAGCUAACGUGUCAAAACUCCUCUGCCCCGAACGUCACAUGGACUCGACAACUUGCGCAACUGAAUGGUAGCAAAUUACAACACUGGCGCGCAGCAGAGCUCGAGUUUCCUUCCGUCAACCCAGAAUCUCCCUGCGUUGUCAAUUUCACUCUCAAUUCUACGAUCCCACAAGGAAGCAGCGCGGUCCAACUGCGAUAUUGGGAGCCGAUACCCACAAAUUCAGUGUCUAGUCAGGACCAUGUGUUCCAGACCAAAAACUGUGGAAAUUACGCCCUCCUUGGCUUGAUAGUCGAGAUCGACGAAGGCUCACAACAAGUGACUGGCCAUACCUCUCAUGCUACGGCAUUUGCCUGCAGUGUGAGAUAUCGAACAGCAGAAGCUCUGGUCAAACUCGGCGUCGACGCGUCGAUGGACGAAGUCGAUGUUCAUUCUUCCACCGUAAAGGACCUCUCAGAAAAACAGUUUUUCGACGCAGGUUUUCAUGACGUUCUCUAUCACGAGACCACCCGAUUGGCCAAGUCGAGUUUUCGAGCCCAGCACGCAAAUGAGAGCAACUCUGUCAGUACGAAUCGGUUGCCGUUCUCGUCGUUAGUCCUAGAUCUGGAUCAGGAAAGCUUUUCUCAGUUCAUCGACCCCUUUGGAUAUCAAACUCGAAUCAAGGCCUCAUGGAAUUCCAAAUUCGUCGCCGCCAUGAGCAAGUUAUUUGACGUGACAGUUCCGACGAACGUCGAAGCCAGUCAGACCACGACAUUUGUGGUUCUUCAAGUUCUAUCGACCCCUGCUACCUCCGCAGAGACCUUUCUUAUAGCCGCGGCUAUUAUGUUACUGUUCCUUGGGGUUGUAUACCCCCGUCGCCCUAAUUUCCUUCAAAAUGAUCCUGGUUCUGUACUCGCCCAGUGCGCAGUCGUUGCGGACCUGUUCACUCCUGGAAACCCUCUCACCAGAUCCGAUGACAAGUUCAGCCGCGCUACAUCUAGGCAACUUCGUCGAUGGGCGAAGAACUUCAAAUGUCAAUGGACAGAUGGGCCCAGCGGCAAAAUGAUCGAUAUUGUUCCAUUAUCUCCCGACAUUUCACCGGAAGAGCUUGCAUUACCGCUUGCUCGGAGACAUACAGACCGAAGACCUCAUUUCGUCAUUCUACCCUGGUUUCUAGCGGAGUGUGUCUUAUUGACUGGCACUGUGGUCACAUAUGGCCUCGCACUAAGCGCAUUUUCGGUCAGAAAUCUCAACUACGGGACCAAAAGCCAAUUUGGGUUUCUAGUUUUUUUGAUGUUUGGGCCCACCCUGAUAGCAUCAUUGGUCGGUUCAUUACUUGCCUCGAUUCUGCGGUCUUUGACCAUCAUUGAAACCUGGGGGAGACUGCAGAAAGGUAAAGCAUCCUUCCAAGAGACUUUAAAAAAGAACUACGGAUCUCACAUCCCAACGUCUAUUCUUUUCCACAACCUUGGCCAGGGACCCACGAUCCCUAUAGCUCUGUCCAUCAUCUGUACUCUGGGGUUUCUCCUCACAAUUGUCAGUGGUGGAAUGUUUGAAUCCCAAACAAAAAGCUACACAGGCGACGUCACCAACCUACACGCUUCAUAUGAUAACAAGUCCUUCCAUAUUCCCGAUUCAAACAUUCAGUUUGAUGGUAUUGGCCUGAUGCUGAAUCAUUUGAACAGAGGCACGCCUAUACUUCCUUGGCAAGACGACAAAUACUCAUUCCUUCCUUUGAUAUUCUCCAACUUCAAUGUCGUGGAAGAUGAUACCAUCAGCUACAACGCAAUUACCGUUGGACUUGGGGCAGAUUUGGAUUGCCAUCGAGUCUAUUUGAACCAAUCAUGGACCGACCACGAAUCUGGACUGCAAAAUUGGAACUACACAAGGCCAUCCGGCCUGACUUGUACAAUGCAAACCCCAGAGGUCAUGAAAAAUGGCUUGAUCGGAAGAGCAAUCUCCUAUCUGCAACCAAGUAUCGCUUCUUCAAACGAACCCGGCUGCCAAAGCACAGUCCUAGCGCUUGCUCGCUGGGAAACAAUGGAUACAUCCCCCAUGAAUGCCCAAAACUCUGUCUCUAUGUCAUGCGAUGUUUCCAUCUCAAUGAAUGACUUCGAAGUCACAUUCAGUGGAGAGGGCAUUGUAUCCUCUGCACAUCAAAAGAAGGAACCAGUCUUGCAUGGCGGACACACAUCAUACAACAUGUCCCAGUCUGAGGUGGCGCAUUUCAAUCAGUUGAUCAUGAGUUUUGCAAAACCAUAUAACCCUCUUGGGAAUGGUUCUUUCUUCGACUAUGACUGGCCCGGGAUGAUGGCUGCAGCAGAAUACGACCGUCUCCAACCCGACUCGGAGUUAUCUUUCGAUCCCGAUUCUCUAAUCACUGCCGUUCAGUCCACAUAUCAACAGAUCUUCCGCGCUUAUCUCACCUUCAGCCUAGAUUUGUAUUUUCGAGACUACCCAGAUUCCGUCGCCCCAAAUGUCGAAGGAACGAAGACGACGACUCUCUGGGGCCUUUUCCCUUCACCGCUAUCGAUCAUCAUGGCUUUGGUGCUUCUGUCACUAGAUGUUGUGAUAGUCGUGAUCAUCUUCGUUGCUCGUUCUACCUACUUUCGUGCACCGAGGAUUCCCACAUCUCUGGGAUCACUCAUGCCAUGGAUUGCCGGGAGCAACAUGAUAUCUGACAUGCGAGAAAUGUCCCGGAUGGGGAAAAGCAAGCUCGAGGUAUCUCGGGUGCAGAGCGAGAGAGUUUACCGAUUUGGCCUUAGUCGCGAUGGAAGCGGCGAUGGAAGGUGGAUACUCGACUACGAUGACUCGAGCUUCAGGGAGGUUGGCCAUGAGCUGGACCAGAUACCGCAUCUUUCAUCAGCCAGGCGACGCCUUCGUGAACGAUUACGGCCAUCGAGGAGUGCUGAAGGCGAAGUAAUCGCAUCCUCGAUUGAGCCUGUAUCCUACGUUUCAAGAUGUGCUGAGGCUUUACGGAACCUCGUCAAAAGGCGGCUGGGAAGACCACGUCUGCCUCCAUAG